Molecule: messenger RNA, 6880 nt
Organism: Salarias fasciatus (jewelled blenny)
Lineage: Eukaryota; Metazoa; Chordata; Actinopteri; Blenniiformes; Blenniidae
Gene: usp13
Product: ubiquitin specific peptidase 13
Exons: 21
Coding region: 88-2805 (905 amino acids)
Biological process (GO): protein deubiquitination
Molecular function (GO): protein binding; cysteine-type deubiquitinase activity; zinc ion binding
Source: RefSeq, a predicted model, not a curated record
UAAACAAAAGAGAAACAUUAGAUUAAAUGCUCCAGGCUCUGCCGCCUGUGUUGCGGACAGCCUCCACCCGUCUGUCAUUUUAUUUUUAUGUUUUUCCGCGUCACAUCCCCUUGGCCAGAGGAAUGUGGCUUUAAAAAUAGCAUCCUCUCCUCUGACAGCGCUGCUCCGGAGGCUCCGCUGCACUGUGGUGCGAGAAGCAGGAAUGCGAAGAUGGCUACAGACCUGGGAGAGCUGCUGGUCCCUUACAUGCCCACCAUCAGGGUCCCCAGAACAGGAGACAGGGUUUUCAAGAGCGAGUGUGCCUUUUCUUUCGACUCUCCCGAGUCUGAGGGAGGCCUUUAUGUGUGCAUGAACACAUUUCUGGGUUUUGGACGAGAACAUGUGGAGAGACACUAUCGCAAAACAGGACAGAGUGUUUAUAUGCAUCUCAAACGGCACGUCAAAGAGAAAGCCACUGGAGCUGCGGGAGGUGCGAUCCCCAGACGAAGAAAUGGAAAAGUGUUUCUUGAUUUAGAGCUAAACCGUGAUUUUAAUGGAGAGGACUAUGAGUAUGAGGAUGAGGCCAAGCUCGUCAUUUUUCCAGACCACUUCGAGAUCCCCUUACCAAAUAUUGAAGAGCUGCCUGCUCUGGUGACCAUUGCCUGUGACGCAGUGCUCAACGCACCAUCAGCUUACAAGAAACAGGAGCCGGAGUCCUGGGAGGAGGAGAUCCAGGUGUCCAGACACGCCAGGAGCCUCAGACAGCUGGAUAAUGGGGUUAGGAUCCCACCCAGUGGCUGGAAGUGUCAGAAAUGUGAGAUGAGGGAAAACCUGUGGCUGAACCUGACGGACGGAGCAGUGCUCUGUGGGAAGUGGUUCUUUGAUGGAAGUGGAGGCAAUGGCCACGCUCUUGAGCACUACCGAGAGACAAACCACCCACUGGCUGUCAAACUGGACACCAUCACCCCGGAUGGAGCAGAUGUCUAUUCAUUUGAAGAGGAGGAAGCUGUUUUGGACCCCCACAUAUCAGAGCACUUGUCACAUUUCGGAAUAGACAUGCUACAGAUGCAGAAAAGAACAGAGAAUGGACACCACAUAGACAAUAACUCCAGGCCGCGGGUCAGUGAGUGGGAGGUGAUACAGGAGUCUGGCAUGAAGCUGAAGGCAGUGUUUGGUUCGGGUUACACAGGCAUCAAAAACCUGGGAAACAGUUGCUACCUUGGCACAGUACUGCAGGUUCUCUUCAGCAUCCCAGACUUCCAGAGGAUGUAUGUGGGUAAUCUUCAGAGGAUAUUUGACUAUUCACCUCUUGACCCCACCCAGGACUUCGCCACACAAAUGGCUAAACUGGGACAUGGACUGCUCUCAGGCCUGUACUCCAAACCACCCAUGAAAUCUGAGCUCAUUGAACAGGUGAUGAAAGAAGAAUACAAGGUAUUAAACUGGCACCAGCAGAAGGGCAUCUCUCCCCGGAUGCUGAAGUCUCUGGUCAGCAGAGGCCACCCAGAGUUUUCCUCAAACAGACAACAGGAUGCCCAUGAGUUCCUGCUGCACUUCAUCAACCUGGUGGAGAGGAACAGUGCAGGCUCAGAAAACCCAAGUGAUGUUUUCCGCUUCCUGGUGGAAGAGCGAGUCCAGUGCUGCCAGAGUCGCCGGGUUCGUUACACUCAGCGGGUGGACUACUGCAUCCAGCUGCCAGCUCCCUUCGAGGCAGCCACCAAUCGAGAGGAGUUGCUGACAUAUGAGGCCAAACGAAAGGAAGCUGAGGAGAACAUGCGGGCUCCUCCAGAACCAGUGAGAGCGAAAAUUCCCUUCACUGCUUGUCUGCAGGCCUUCACCGAGCCGGAAAACGUCCCCGACUUCUGGAGCUCAGCGCUGCAGGCCAAGUCAGCUGGAGUCAAAACAUCCCGCUUUGCCUCGUUCCCAGAGUAUCUGAUUUUACAGAUCAAGAAAUUCACAUUUGGGAUUGAUUGGGUGCCGAAGAAACUAGAUGUGACCAUAGAUGUCCCCGAAUUUCUGGAUUUGAACCGACUCAGAGCCACAGGCCUGCAGGCAGGUGAAGAGGAGCUUCCGGAUCUCAUGCCGCCCAUCGUCUUACCUGAAGACACCAGAGAUAACUCCAUGAGCUCCAUAGACUCUCCAGAAAUAGACGAGGCGGCGGUGAUGCAGCUGGCAGAGAUGGGUUUUCCGCUGGAGGCCUGCAGGAAAGCGGUGUAUUACACAGGCAACAUGGGUCCUGAGAUGGCCUUCAACUGGAUCAUAGCCCACAUGGAGGAGCCCGACUUUGCAGAACCUCUCACUCUGCCCUCCAUGAUCCCAGAUCUCGGUCCCUCCACCAGUGACAGCCCCAUGGGUGCCACCCCGCUGGGCAAUUCUCCCCCCGAGGAGAGCAUCGCCAUCCUGACUUCAAUGGGCUUCCCCCGCACUCACAGCAUCCAGGCGCUGAAAGCCACGAACAAUAAUCUAGAACGGGCACUCGACUGGAUCUUCACCCACCCAGAAGAAGAGGAGAGCGAUGUCCUCUCAGACAUGGCAGACACUGAACCGAAUGAUAACGCCUUCUCCAACGCGAACUCACACAGCGACUCCACGUUGUCUCCAGACAGAGACAUGGCAGGCCCUCGAAUCAAAGACGGACCAGGACGAUAUGAACUGUUUGCUUUCAUCAGCCACAUGGGAGCCUCCACAAUGUCUGGACAUUAUGUUUGUCACAUCAAAAAAGAGGGAAGGUGGGUGAUCUACAACGACCACAAAGUGUGCUUGUCGGAAAGGCCUCCAAAAGACUUGGGAUACAUCUACUUUUACCAUCGACUGUCUAGCAGUUAAAGUGAAAUAACUGCCACCCCCCACCCCCCUCCACCACCAUGCAACCUUUAAAUAACCGCAGUCUUUCAGCCAGAAGAUUGGCGGACAACUGUAAUAACAGCCACGGUGGAAACGAUGGAAAUAACCUCUCAGACCAGCUGCUCGCCUUAUCGUGAUGUCAUUCAGGAGCCACCAGGAACUCUGGUCAGAAAGGGAAAGCAAUGUGCUUUUUGUGUAUUCAGUUUAUGUUUUGCUUUAAAUGUAUAUUUCAGUGUUAAUGUGGAAAGAGAAAGAUAAAGAAGACUUUUUUUUUGACAGUGUAGAUACAGAGGGACAUGUGCAAUUUUUACGUCCGGAGUGCUUUAUGCACACGAUGCUCUCACAUAUCGGAUCUCAUUGUUCCUCCUCUCUGCCUUCGGCGUCUAUGCCGCAUGUUCAAAGUGGCACAAUUUAUACAUGUAGAAGAAAAAUGGCAGAAUUUCACUGCCCUUCUCUGAACCUGCAAAUAACAAACAAGAAAUUACCGUGUUGUUGGUGGAUGUGCAUUCUACUCGGAAAUACAAAGAAUGUCUUCAUCUCUGGGAAAUGGAGAGGGCAUCCAGUAAAAACAGAACAAAAAGUUUAGUUACAGAGUUUCAUGCAUAAAGUACGCACGGUUCCAGAAUGAAAAAGAACACCUGUGAGGGAAUGCAUGGAUGUUGACUCAUCUGCCUUUAACUACAUAGAGAAGUCACUCACAGUGCUCCUCGUUUUCCAUAUUUACAGCCUUAUUCAAAGAUCACAUGUAUAUACAUACGUCUUCAAGACACCCAAAGCCAAGCUUGGAGGCAACGUGUUCUGAUUAUUUUUCAGAUGUUUCUUGAACUUGAUUGGAGCUAUAAAUUCAGAUGAUUGGACAUAGUUUAAAAAGGCACAAACCUGACUAUAGGUCCCACUGUUGCCACAUCAGCCUUCAUCCGCAGACACUACGUUAAAAAUAUCAGAGACCUCAGCCACAGGGAUGAGUUAAGGAUAAGAUAACAUAAAAACUUCUCCAAUAUCGAAGGCCUUGAUGACCCUAUUUGCGUCCAUUAUCCAUGAAUGCAAGGAGAUUUAAACCAACAGGACUCGUCUGCACCUUCAGGGCGAAGCGCCUUAGGAAAGUGAUCAGUCUGACAGAGCCCCAGCAAUCCUCUGUUUAGAGACGAGAAAACUUCCAGGAGGUCCUGCAGACAGUUAGAAACUAAAUUCUCUGGAAACACUUUUUAAUGCAUAAUCCAUUCAUUAGUUUGAAGAUACCUUAAUGUUGGAGGAUUUAAUGCUAAAACUGAAGGAAAUCUGGCACCACACAACACUUGAAUAAUUGCAUUCUUAUUCUGUAGCAUGGCGGAGGCAGCGUCGUUCUUUGGGGAUGGUUUUCUGCAGCAGGAGCUGGGAGGGUCUUGAGAGAGACGAUUUGGGCAAUGUACAGAGAUAUCAUUGUUGAAAACCAGCUCCAGGGUGCUCUUGACCACAGGACUUGGGAGAAGGUUCAUCCUCCAACAGCUAACAACUGUAAGCGCACAGCCAAGAUAACAAAAGAAAGACUAUAGUCAACACUGUGGCUUUGUGCCAGAGUCCAGACCUCAGCUUGAUUUAAUGUCUGGAAGAGAACUGAAAAUAGCUGUGUACGUUUCCCAUCCAUCCUUGAGAGUAAAUGCAAAGAGCAGACAAAACAGAUACAUUUGUGCCAAGUAAUGUCAUACCUGAAAAGAUGAAGCUUUGCUGCCAAACAUAUUUCAAGAAGGCAUUGUAAAAAAAAAAACAAAACAAAACAAAACAAAAAACACUUUUACUAUGGUAAUAUUGGAUAUUGUGUGUCGAAAGUUGACUGAAAAAAACAUUUAAUGAAGAUUGUAAUAAGGCUGUAGCGAGCAUAACAGAAUGUAGUGCUAUGAAUUAUAUUUAGAUGGACUCUACAUAUCGUCACCAAGGGAAACUGACACCAUACUGUCCAAUUCACAUAUAGAGAAUAGUUUGUUGUGUGCUUGUCAAUAAUAAUAAAAAAGAACACAAUUCACUGCACCCCAUGCACUGGCUGAAUUUUCAAGAUAGUUAUGUUUCCCUCCCUGGAAACACUUUUUCAUAGCGAUUGGUUUCAUGCACUGGAGAGAGAUUUUAAAUGUUAAAUGCACAGGAAUGAUGGGCUCAGUGUCCGACCAUUGGGAAAUCGAACCUGGGACUAAUUGCUGACAGCAUUUGUGCUCAAGUGGUCCACCCUAUAACAGGCUGCCAAGCACUUUUUCACUAAACUAAAAUAACCGUUUGCACCAAAAGUGGAUUUUGUAUUCCACAAGUACAAGAAACUGAAUGUCUUGUCUUUAGUUUAGAUGUCGAUACCACUGCACCCAUUCUUAUGUUAAAAACUAAUGACAGUGUUUCAUUGACUCGCUGUAUGUGUUGCAUUGGUUUUUGCCAAAAUAUGCACACUAGGUAAGACGUUAACUCGGCUGCACCUGCUUCCGUUUGGUUCCUUUAUCACUUUGACAGAUUGAGACCAUGACCCAAACAGUAAAAUGAAUGUAACCUAUGGCUUUUCCUACCACUUUUACCGGUCGGUGAUAUCAUGCAUACAUUAGAGCUCUUUUCAGCAAUACAGUCACAACCAAAAUUCACUCUUUAGACCUGCUGUGUGCUGUAUGCUGAAGGCUGCGUAGUGACCUGGAUCGCCUCUGAAAUGUACAUAAUAACAAAGUGCAGUACUGAAUGUAUAACUUUAUGGUGCUUUCUGCGAAAACAAACCUUUCUUCAGCUUUAACACUAACAAUAAAUUUCCAUAACCUCACGCUGGAUCACUCACCAGCCCUGUAUCUUCCUCAUCUAGUUUAUGAUGUGUAUGAAUGAUUCACCAUCAGUAAUAUGUGCUUGUUUCUCAGAUGAUUCAAUGUCAAAUGCUUUUCAACAACGUGGAACUGGACUUGAAACUGGUUUUGUUUGUUGCCUGUCUCUCAGUGUACCAAGGUGAUGACAAAGGACACUGUAUCUCAGCUCUGAUAAAAUAAUGUUGGGAUGAGAUUGUCUUUCAUUCAGUAAUGCACUUUUAGGGGAUUUUUUAAAGAGGAGUUCUGUUGAAUUUUUUUUUCCUGUUGUUUAGUUGAGGUAAAAAUCAAUUUAAAAUUUGCAUUUGAACAGUUUUUUGCUUUUCUUAAGAGAGCAAAAAUAACGUGAAACUGUGAGAGUUAAUCUGGAAAUGUAUGUUGUCAAGGAAUAAUUAUCAGUAAUGUCAGUGAAGGUUCUUAAACUGUCUUGCCAUCGAAGCUCAUGUCUUUACUGGUAAAAGUACUAUUGGGUGAUUCCUAAUUUUACAGAAAAAGUACAAAUUUCAACAGUGCUCCUCUUCAAAUAAACUGUGCCUCAACUUUUCUCAGCAAAUAUUAUGUUAACAAACCUCAACCUCUCAAUCUUACUUGAUGGAAUCUUACCUGCUGCGGUGUUUUUUUGUCUAUGCACAAGGGGAAUUAUACCAGUCUCUAUGCAAGUCUUGUGCUUCUGCUCCUCAUCCUGGCUUCAUGAGAAUAAGUUGCUUAAUCAGGGCUCAUCAACGAAUAUGUUAAGAUGUUUUGUGCAAUUCUUUAGUUUUAGUUUUGCUUUAUUUCCUUGCACUUUUUGUCCUGGUCAUCCUGCAAAUGGUCCUGUCCUGGUUUUGUAUUUCUGUCCCGUUGUUCAGCUUUCCCUCCAGCUUGGUCUCUUCCAUUCUUCUUCUCUUCGUUGAUAAAACGUAAUGGUUCAAUUUGUCACAAAGAGGCUUUUCUCAAUGUCAGCAUGUACACUAGACAUUUAGUCAUUUGGAUUAUUUGUACUUUUGUGAGUUUUGUUCUCUUUUAUUUUCAUCGAAUUGUCUAAAAGGUAAAUCACCUGUUUUUACUUUUCUGCCUUUUUGCAAAAAAGUUUGUGCCAAUUAUGUAGUUUUCAUUACAUAGUUAUCCUGAUUGGAUUCUUUUAAGUUGACUUUUGUAAUGAAUGCAGUCAUCCAAAUAUGGCUUAGGUGUUUGUGAAUAGACAUGGCAUUGCAGUAUACACAGUGGCACUGUUUACGUUCGAUGUUUGGAUAAUUUAAUAAACUACAUCUUUGUUGAGA